Molecule: messenger RNA, 1230 nt
Organism: Drosophila bipectinata
Lineage: Eukaryota; Metazoa; Arthropoda; Insecta; Diptera; Drosophilidae
Gene: mag
Product: magro
Biological process (GO): lipid metabolic process
Molecular function (GO): hydrolase activity, acting on ester bonds
Source: RefSeq, a predicted model, not a curated record
AAAUGGGUGCCAUCGCAUACUUGCUAGUGUUCUGCUUGGCCGUCGGCCUGGUCGCCGCCGAGAAGUCCGACUACUGUCUCAGUGAGAUCAUCAAGUCGGAUGAAAGGAUCCGUUCCCACGGCUACCCGGCCGAGUCCCACACUGUGGUGACCGAGGAUGGAUACGUGCUGACCCUCUUCCGCAUUCCAUACUCCCACAAGCUGAAGAACCAGAACGAGAAGCGCCCUCCGGUGCUCCUGCAGCACGGACUUUUUAGUAACUCCGACUGCUUCCUCUCCUCUGGACCGGACAACUCGUUGGCCUACCUUCUGGCCGAUGCCGGAUACGAUGUGUGGCUGGGCAAUGCCCGUGGCAACAUCUACUCCCGAGAGAACAACAUCAUCUCUAUAAACAGUCCCAAGUUCUGGCACUUUGACUGGCAUGAGAUCGGAACCAUUGACAUUCCCGCCAUGAUUGAUUACAUUAUCGACCUGACCGGAUUCUCGCAGGUCCAUUACGCUGGACACUCUCAGGGUACCACUGUGUACCUGGUUAUGUUGUCCGAACGUCCUGAAUACAAUGAGAAGAUCAAGUCUGGCCAUUUGCUGGCUCCGUGCGCUUUCUUCGAGCACGGCAAGUCCUUCGUCUUCAGAACCCUGGGCUCGUUGGUGGGCACUCCCGGCGGAAUAUGGAACCAGCUGUUGGUGGACACUGAACUGAUUCCGCACAACAAUCUGGUUAACCGGGUGGUGGACAAUAGCUGUCACAUGGCUAACUCCAUUUGCAACAAUGCCUUCAUUAUGUUUGCCAAUGGCGGCUACGUGAACUCCAAUGCGAGCUCCAUGAGUGUUUUGAUUGAGACACAUCCGGGUGGCUCCUCCAGCAACCAGGGCAUCCACUUCCUGCAGCUUUGGGCUUCGCACGAGUUCCGUCAGUACGACUGGGGCACCAAGAAGAACAUGGAGAUCUACGGCCAGGAAGUGCCCCCAGACUACGACCUCAGCCUGAUCACCGCCCCCACCCACUCCUACUCCAGCAACAAUGAUGCCUUGUGCGGACCCCAGGACGUGGACACCCUGGUCUCGAAGUUCACCCACUUGACGGAGGAUCAUCGGGUGCCCGUGCAGAGCUUCAACCAUCUGGACUUUAUCAUUGCCAAGAACAUGAAGGAGCUGGUGAAUGAUCUGGUUAUCGAUCGCAUCAACUCCUAUGAGGGACGUUAAAAAAAUGAAAUAAAAAAAUCAAACUGCA